Brassica rapa (field mustard) is the source of this 3476-nucleotide messenger RNA. Its product is annotated as cytochrome P450 71B4. The record is from RefSeq and is a predicted model, not a curated record. Gene Ontology annotation, molecular function: heme binding; oxidoreductase activity, acting on paired donors, with incorporation or reduction of molecular oxygen; monooxygenase activity. NCBI's taxonomy places the organism in Eukaryota, Viridiplantae, Streptophyta, Magnoliopsida, Brassicales, Brassicaceae.
UCUCUAUCUUCGCCACUGAUCACAACAACUCAUGGCUCAUGGGAACGAUGACGAAACGGCGUCGCUUUGAGCAUAUGUCAAGCUACAACGUAAACGCUGAAGACCGAUCAAACCAAACCGUAGUCGCCGAUCUUGAUGGAACCCUAACAUCCUCCUCGAGACCACUCCUCUACUUCCUCCUCGUGGCACUCAAAGCAGGAAGCUUGCUUCGUGCGUUGAUCUUACUCGCGUCCGUACCACUCGUGCACCUCACGUAUCUCUUCGUCUCCGAAAGCCUCGCCGUCAGAGUCGCCGUCUUUAUCACAUUCGCUGGCCUUAAGCUCGGCGACGUCGAGCACGUGGCUCGCCACGUCUUAGCAAGAGUCUACGAGAAAGAGUUGAAGCGGGACACGUGGCGUGUUUUCAAGGCGUUCGGGAAACGGUACAUUGUGACGGCGAGUCCUCGGGUCAUGGUCGAGCCGUUCGCUAAGAACUUUCUUGGCGCUGAUAAAGUUAUUGGUACGGAGCUUGGGUUCACAAGGUUUGGUUGGUUAACCGGUUUCGCUAGAAAACCGGGUGUCAUGUUGGGUAAGCAGAAACGCGACGCCGUUUUGAAGGAGUUCAGUGGUGGUGGUGGGAUUGGCUUACCUGAUUUGGGGCUGGGUGAUAGCCAGUCAGAUUACGCUUUCAUGUCUCUCUGCAAGGAGGCUUACAUGGUGUAACGGGCAACAUAUGUGUGACACAGUUUCUAUGUUACUUGCCUUGCUAUGCGACAAUAAUGUUAAUUUUUAAGUAAUUACGUGUGGCAAAAAGCUAAUUCUAAUAAAAUUAUCAGACUACUGUUCUUUUGUUUCCGAUAUUUUACUACAGAUAUUUCGAAGCCAAUAUUAAUUCUCACUUAAAGAUCACAAUGUUUCGGACUGUGCAAACUUUGAGAAUUCAUAUGUUCAUAUUUGAGCUUCAAAACCACACUGAAGAUGCCAUUCCUCCACAAUAUAUGAUUCAAGUCCUUAAUGAGCUAACGGAUGGGAAUGUAUUUAUAAGUGCUUGUGUCGCCCAACAUCAUAUCUGGGCGGUGCAGCUUACAAGUCUAGAAAACUCAUGCACUCAAGGCCGGUUUUGGACAUAAUCAGAUGAAAUAUUAGCUUUAAUCUUCAAUUUUUAAAUAUAUUAUAUUACAUGACUUUAAAUUGGUCAAAAGAAUUAUUUAAAUUAAAUUUAAAAUAUUUAUAGCUUCUUAAAUCUUGGAUUCGGCUCUGCAUGCAUUGGCUAGCAUCAAGAGGCUUUGUUACAAUGGCCCUUGUUCGGUUGCUGCUCAAAGCCUCCAUCUCAAUGCUUAUCACUUGCAAUAAACGACAUGUAACUUAUAUAUUUUUAAAUAUAUUAUAUUACAUGACUUUAAACUGGUCAAAAGAAUUAUUUAAAUUAAAUUUAAAAUAUUUAUAGCUUCUUAAAUCUUGGAUUCGGCUCUGCAUGCAUUGGCUAGCAUCAAGAGGCUUUGUUACAAUGGCCCUUGUUCGGUUGCUGCUCAAAGCCUCCAUCUCAAUGCUUAUCACUUGCAAUAAACGACAUGUAACUUAUAUACUAUCAAUACAAACCGACUUACACUCUAGCUUCGUACAUAUCCAAACUGACAUGUACAUUACGUAUGUCAAAAUGUGAAGACGGUGUUGUUUUGUCUUUUAAGACUUUGUUUAUCUAUCUCCCAAAAGAGCAAAACAGAGCUCAAAACAGAGGAAAACGUAAACAAUGGUGACUCUACUAUCUUUCAUCUUGCUUAUAUUAUUUCUAGUUUUAUUCUCAUUAAUUUACACCAAGAAGAUCAAAGACACGAAGCAGAAUCUACCUCCAAGUCCACCAAAGCUUCCGUUCAUCGGAAACCUACACCAGCUCCAAGGACUGCUCCACAGACGUCUUCUCGAUCUCUCCAAGAAACAUGGGCCCGUGAUGCUUCUCCACCUAGGUUUUGUCCCAGUUCUCGUAGCCUCGUCAAGUGAAGCAGCUGAAGAAGUUCUCAAAACCCAUGACCUAGAGUGCUGUACACGUCCCAAGGCUCUCGGCAUGCAGACCUUUUCUCGCAACGGUAAAGACAUUGGUUUUUCCUCAUACGGCGAGGAGUGGAGAGAGCUGCGCAAACUCGCUGUUCUUGAGUUCUUCAACGCGAAGAAGGUACAGUCUUUUAGGUAUAUAAGAGAGGAAGAGAAUGACUUGACGAUCAAGAAACUGACGGAAUCAGCUUUGAAGCAUUCUCCGGUGGAUUUGAGCAAAACCCUUUUCUCUUUAACUGCGAGUAUAGUAUUCAGAUCAGCCUUUGGACAAAACUACUUCGAAAACAAGCGGAUCAGUAAGGAAAAAAUCGAAGAGCUGAUGUUUGAAGCUCUUGCAAACAUGUCUUUCAAGUUCAGUGACUUCUUCCCUGUUGGUGGUAUUGGAUGGUUUAUAGACUUUGUGUUAGGAGAACAUAAGAGACUUCGUAACGUUUUCCUAGAGGUAGAUAGUUUUGUGAGGAAAGUGGCUGAUGAUCACAAGCAUGGAGUCACAACUCCAGAUCGUCCUGAUAUUGUCGAUGUGAUGUUGGAUAUGAUAAAGAAACAAGAACAAGAUGAGUCUUUCAAGCUCACAACUGAUCAUCUCCAUGGGGUUAUCUCAGAUCUAUUUCUUGCUGGAGUAGACACAAGUUCCAUCAUCAUGAUUUGGGCGAUGGCAGAGCUCAUUAGAAACCCAAGAGUAAUGAAGAAAGCUCAAGAGGAGAUUCGAACAAGUAUUAGAAUCAAACCAGAAGAAAGACUUGCGGAAGAAGAUCUUGACAAGGCACAUUACUUGAAGCUUGUGGUGAAAGAAACCUUAAGACUACACCCAGCUGCUCCUUUGUUACUCCCAAGAGAGACAAUGAGUCCAAUAAAGAUUCAAGGCUACGAUAUUCCUCCAAAAACACUUCUUAUAGUUAACGCAUGGGCGUUAGGACAGGACCCUAAACACUGGAUGAAUCCAGAGGAGUUUAUCCCGGAGAGGUUUAUGGAUUGUCCUGUGGACUAUAAAGGACAUAGCUUUGAGAUGUUACCUUUUAGUUCUGGUCGUAGGAUGUGUCCAGGGAUGGCUUUUGGGAUUGCGACUGUUGAGUUAGGACUCUUGAACUUGCUUUACUUCUUUGACUGGAAAUUGCCAGAGGAGAGUAAAGGUAUGGACAUGGAAGAAUCUGGUGAUGUCACCAUUGUUAAGAAAAGUCCUCUUGAGCUUGUUCCUAUUCUUAGGCCAAAGAAUCUUCAAGAACGAGCACAUGAAGUGUGAGAAAAAAAACAAACAAAAAAAGUGUUUAUUGUAGUAACGGAUCUUGGGUUCAAACCUGAUACCUUUAUAGUCAUAUCAAACCAGCACUACAAGUUUCUGAUGUACUCCAGGAUUGGUUCUGCUAGUACUUCUACUUUUCCUACUCACUUGUAAUAUGGUCCAUUGUGCUAAACCGCUAAAGUAACAAAACACGGUUUGUUGGCAUAAAA